Amoebophrya sp. A120 is the source of this 6856-nucleotide messenger RNA. The record is from the annotation of a GenBank genome assembly. NCBI's taxonomy places the organism in Eukaryota, Dinophyceae, Syndiniales, Amoebophryaceae.
CUCUUGGCGACGCCGAGCGGUGCUUGCGCGGAAGAUGUUCGGGAACGGCAUCCGCGAUCUACUGUCUCUGGAACUCCUAAACACGCGCGCGCACCACGGACCGCUCAGCAGUUUGCAGACCCCCUGGAAGUUUUUGAACAUGGACCACUACCAUGUUGCAGCGGCACCAGCUGUCGGAGGUGCCAGCUGCUCGAAUUCCACUGAACAAAAAGAAGGUCCUCUAUUGCCCCCUGGAAGAACAACAUCGAGCGGAGGUCAACAUCCCGCGCAUGAAGAUGAUCUCUAUUACGACGGUCGAAAGAACAGCAGCAGCAUUCUCGUACUAGGAUCUGAUCCUUACCUGGCCCGCCCCGCUGGUGCUGGCCCUGAUGAAAUGGUUUAUUCUACCCCGCCGUUUCUCCGCUCUUUUUCCAGUGCGUUGCGCACGGCGCGCUGCGACAUGCGGGGUCAUGGGUCAGUAUCCUCAUCGCAGUUCUCUUCUGCCGGAGCUGCUUCUACUCUACCUGGUGGCACGACUGAGAGCAGUUCUGGCGAGCAGCUGGUGUUUCCAGAGGCGCGAACGGAAAGGAAUCGAGAUCGACCGGGAAGAAGUACAGAACAACUCCCGAGAGACGAGGACUUGAACUUGAUGUCACCACAUGAAGAGGUCGAGCAGCACGAUAGAAGUGCCAGCUCAUUUUCUUCAAAACAGCCCUCCCGCACUUGCCGGACCGCUAGCGACGAAUGGCUGGAGAGAAACAAGACCGACCAAAAAACGCAGAACGCGCCCGACACGGUUCCCGGUGCCGGGAUUUACGCGGUGCUGUUGGCGCGAGGGAAAAUGCUAGAACUGGUCUUCGGCCCGGCGAUUGAUGCGGACUUGGCAAGAACCUUUUUGUACAAAAAGGAAAAAUCUUCAGGAGCAUCUGCAUCAAGAUCCAGAUCCAGCAAUGAAGUUGAAGCAACUUCUGUUGAAGAGAAGCAGCAUGGGGAUGUUGAUCCUGCUACUUCAUCAUCACAUCGACCUGCAAGAACUAGAGCUGCAUCGAGUUGCCUAGUCCCGCCGUUGAAAUUAAGGGAGCUGGUGACUAGUACCGGGUCGACCUCUAAUAGUUGUGACCUUCAAGCUGCGGGUACUCCAUGGCCUGAAAGAACCUCUCAGCCAUCGCAUCUGUCGUCUACGAGACCUUCUAGUAGAGGCACGCGCGACCUCUUGAGCGUCGUGUCUCUGGAGCAGCAGCCCGCAGCCUGCACACGACCCUUUCCUCGUCUAGGAUCUUCUUCGCAAAGCUUGUUGUGUGAGACAAAAGAUAAGACCUUACUCUCGACGACCUUUUCCAGCACCACCGAGCAGGAUAAGAAUGAACAAAAACGAUCCAACGAGCUGCCAAGAGCAAUGCCUGCAAGAGAUGUAGUACACAAUAACACCAGCGCUUUGGAAACCUUCGCAACGACAAGGGUCGAAUCUUCGAAAGGGGACGCGGCGUUAUCGUCGGGGACAUCAGCGGCUUCCAAGAAUAGCGGUGGGAGAGGAAGUAGGGUAUCCAACCCCAGAUUCAAACCGCAUUGGCUGGUCGCUCCGGAUUGGUCCAGAUCAUCGUCCUCGAAAAGCGCGUGGGAAGAAGAAACUACAGCUGCAACCGAUAUUAUUGGCGAUCAGCAGAUGGAAGCGAAUGAAAGCAGCGGGGGCGUCCAUGAGAAAAAAUACGACACCGAGGACGCGAAAGCGAAAGGAAGUACGAGACGAUGCAAAAAAAAGAACUCAAAAGAUAAUGCCUCCGCGCGGCUGUGGUCGUCCGGAGUCGACGAUAACAUAGUACACCAGCACGAAACAAGAACAACUCCUGGAGGGAAGCAGACUCAGACAGAACUUCUCGAAGAUGAAGACUGUAGUUCCACCGAACAGCGAGGAGAAAAGCCGCCCCCUUCCGAGCCGGAGAAGUAUCUUCCAACAGAAGCACAACAACAGACCAUUAAAAACCUUCUUCUCGCCUAUCAGGCCAUUCCAGCUGCAGCCACAGUAUCAGCCACCCCCUUGGCCGGCGCCGCAGCUGUGGCCCGUGCUACUGCUGUUACGUCCUCGGCGAAGCGCUUCACGCAGGGAAUGACCCUGUUCGUGUUCACACUGCUGCUAUCGGUCGAGUAUGAACUGCACAAGUAUCGUACUAGUAUACAUUGCAAUACAAAUUGGCUCAGCAUUACAAAUUGAAUUUGUCAUGCGGAUUUGCCUUAGGAACUAGAUUUGUAAUGCAUAAAUACAAUUAGUACGACUUUUACACAGGAUAUCGAGUUUGAAGAAGAGGAGGCAUACUUUUGGUUGUUGCUCUUCUUUCUGGAGCAGACGAUUCCCAACUGCUGCGAGCGCAUACUCCUGACGAUGAAGGGCGAGGCCAGUCUUCUGCUCCCGAGGCAAGAGGUCACCACCGCGCCGGCGUUUGCCGUUCCGCCGCUGCUGGUAUCGAGCGGGGCAGGACGAGAGGGUCGAGAACAAAAGGCGGAAAGUAGAGACAGAGGAACUUCUAUCCAGGAAAAAACACCCAUCUCCAUCCAAUUUGUAACUGUAAUGCAAAACAUGCAUAAACUCCACUAUUUGUCAUGCAAAAAAUGGAUGGAGAUGGGUGCUUUUUCCUGGAUAACUUCUAACCGACGGGCCGCCCCCGCAGAGCCGGGGGCAGAGCACGACGACGGGGGACGACCCGGACCACCUCCACGAAGAGAUAUUUUCAGUACUAGUCCCACUGCAACAGAAGUUGAUGUAAUAAUGGACAAGCACGCUGAAUUUUUCGACGAUGAUCUCCUCGGGGACAACGAGAGCGACCAUCUCCGCUGGGCGCAACGGGACAUGCAAACUUGCUACCGGGAAUUCGUUUCUGAUCUUCGAGAGAGAUGCCAACAUCAGAUCCAGAGCUACCCCGAGAAGUAUAAGGCAGAGUGUGCUGGGUGGAAGAGGACGAACUUUUAUCCCUGCACGGAAUUUUUAUCCCAGUCAGUGCCGGCGGCGCACCAGAGAAACGACACUUCUGAGGACCCCUUUCUGUUUGGCGGGGGGCGAGUGCGAGAAGCUGAUUAUGACGCAGGCAAUCUUCCGAAUUACAACUCUCCUGCUGAAAGAACUACUGUAGAACAUGCACAAAUGUCAUUACAGCCCUCGCCGCAAGCACAAGCCGCAGCGCCCAGCAGCGGAAUGACGAUCGCCGGCGGCAUCCACAUGGUUUUCGCUGCGCCUUAUCACUUCAUAUCCGGCAUUUCUGGGCUGGUAACGGGAGGAGCAUCGAGUUCGACCUCGUCGAGGCCGCUAGAAGCAGGAGCUUCUUGUUCGGCAGGAGGUACUACAGCCUCCCCUGGGGAGGGGGCGUUGCACGGCACUGAGGGCGGCGGAAAGAAGGCGCUCGAUCUGGUACACCAUUUUCAACGCAAGCGAUACAAGGACAGAGUCCCGCUCUCCAGCUCGUCGGGCUCGAGUAGUUCUGAGGAGAGCAGUCGCGGUCGCGAGGAACAGAGAAGUCAUUUGAACUACAACGGACGAGAUGACCGAGAGCAGGAUGAUGAACUUGAACGCGCCGAGCGUGAGCCGAGAAGUUUCGGCAGGACUAAGACAGGGGACGGAGCUGCAGGAGCAAACACAAAGUUGUUCCCAGGUCCCAGCUCUUUUGGCCUUGAGCUUCGGCGGCUGUUUUCUCCCGAUUUGGUGAAAGAGUACGCACCGAUCUUGUUCUUUGCCGUCGCCGUCGCCUUAGUGCCGCAGAUGGAAUGCACUCUGUGUACCUGGGACAGCAAAACCGACGCACUUCUCUAUCAGGACGUAGGCAAAAGGAAAAACUAGUACAACGACCCACCAGUGCUGAUAUCGCGCAUGUACAAAAUCUGAUAACGGGAUAGAGCAGUGGUCCCGACAAACUCUGCAAAAAUAUCUUUUUCCAAUGCGUUUGCUCAAUCAUGUACGCGACUGAAGCAGCAACAGAGCAAUAUUGAUAAAUUGUACAAUCUUGCUUCAGCUGGAGGACCAUGCUCAUGCCUGUGCCAAAAACAGCACGUGGAUCUGUUGUGCCAUAAUUUGUACUUGCGCGAAUAAACUCUUUUUGUCUGUGCAUACAACGAGCACAAUUCGUACCUGAGCUCGUCUCACGAGAGUAACUCCUUGCUAUCCUCGAGCUACGGGGGCCGAGUGGGGGGCGGCGGAAUAACACAUCUCGACCUAACUAGUCCGCUGAGCUGCUGCGGUGCUGCUGCUCCUCGUCCACUGCGCAGCAGAGAUAGAGAUAGCACAUCAAGCAGUAGCAGUCCCGGAAAAAGAGCAAGUCUGCGCCCUCUGAAAAAUCUCGAUUUUUGCAGGGCAAACAGUCCGGCUCCGUCGUGCUUGGGAACUGCUACAUCACAAAAUUCACAGUCACAAGAUCGUGGUGCAGGAGCGCCUUCAACACUGGGAGGAGGUGCAGCUUUCUGUCCCUCGUCGGCCACAAGACGGGAUGAUGUAGUAGAUUUUACCAAGAGCUACGACGUACUCGACCAGGCCGCUACAGCGAACCCCCUUACCACCAGCGGGGACCACCUCCUUCGGCGCACCUUGCGAAACAAGCAGGACAAAAAUCUCAUCGUUCUGCACGGUUGGGGACUGAGGCCGGAGCGCGCGUUGCGGCACCGCGUGUUUGUCAAGCUCUUUCAGAAGGCUGCCGGCUCGUUUCCGCAGGACGAAAAUGCAAGGGACGACGACCGCGAACUCUCUCUCCGGCUGUCGCCCGUGUGGCUGAAAGUUUUCUCCGGCCUGUGCACGCAGCUCCUCGACGCGGGCGGGUUGCGGUUAGUGCUGGACUACGCUACUAAGGUUGGGUAUGAACGGGCACUGAUGGCCGUGACCGUCAUCAUCAUAGAGAUGGUGUAUACCGAGUUCAUUGGGAGGAAUCGUAAAGAAGAAAGAACAAGAAAAAGCAGUAGUACUAGAGAGACAAGGCGGGGAGCUGCGUGGAAAGACGCGCAUACUACAACUACCCCUGGCAUUGGCGCCGGUAGUUAUGAAGAUAAUUAUGAAAGCGAAAGCCAGCCGCUUUUUGGACAGUUCCAUGAAACGCAACCGACAUCCACAUCAGAGAUGUUGAUGACUCUAAACCAGCAACAGCAAAAUACCCCGUCCUCCUCGUCCACUGAUCACUUUUUCGACGCAAGUCCAGAACAGCAGCAACGCCGGCGGCGCCACGAAGAGCAGCUAUUCCACUCGCCGAUGGCGUCCGGGCUUGACCGGAUGGCCCUCUUGGCUCCUGACCCACAAGACGCGGAACGGCUGUGGCGCCUGCACAUUGAAAAAGAGAAGCAGGAGAAACUGGCUGCUCGACUCGCGGAAGUAGAAGCUCAGGUUAAGGGUGGAAAAAGAAGACGAGAGCAAGAAUUUUACCGUGUUGAAUCGGGUGAAGAGCAGGUAGAGGCUGUAGAUGACCCGCAUUUCCUGGACAACAUCCUCCCCGACGCGGAGGAGAUUUUUUAUUCGACCUUUUUCAACAACGAGGAGGAUCAGGGAAUAGAGAAUGAGACUUCAGCAGGACAAGUAGAAGCAGGUGCUGGAGCUCAAAACCAAUUUGCAGCCCACCCCGCGGCCCACAACCUCAUCACCGUGAGCAGCAGCGUGUCGCUCCCUCCCGCCGGCCGAAAUUCCUUACCCCAAGAACAGGAGCCCCCGCACGACGGUCCUCACCAAGGAACUUCUACGCCGCGCCACUUCGAAAACAUGGAUCAGGACGCAGCGGCACCUGAUCCACCGUCCACGCCUCGGCGGGACGUUAGCAUUAACAAUCCUCCAGACGACGAUCCCAUGCAGGUGGAGGAGUUGACCGAGGAACUGCUCCAAAUUUUUUCCUCCUCUUCCCUUCAACCUUUUCUCAAAAAGCAAACGAAACACUGGCACAGCAAGGACUGGGUGCAGAACCUGGAGCGCGCGGGCACCUGGUUGGGCGCGGAUCUGGCAGUAUAUCGGCAGCCGCCGCUGCGCUUCGACGAAAGUGGAAAAGUGGUCGGGAUCGAGGUGCAACAGUUCAAGCAAGAACUGGAGUACCACCGAGUGCGCGCGGCGUACGGAUUGGACCCGACCAGACUGCUGCGAUUGUAGUUCCAUUUGAAAGUAGCUGCAUUAGUUUGAGAACGAAGUACUUACUGAUAUGACACGUGGAAUGAAGCAGUUGCAGAGUGAGAGAGUAGACCAGCACCUUCUCAAGAGAAAAACGUCGUGCUACUUGUAAAUGGCCCUCUUCCUCGUGCUCUUUUCGAGCAGCUUCAAUGCCGUAAGACAAAGACAGCCCGUACAGGGUGGCAAAAAAAAAUGUUCUUUUGAGGUGGAGCCUAGCUUCAGCUUUCCUUCAGCAACACAACAACCAUUACUCCUCAUAAGCUUGACUUUUUGUUUUUGAUAUACAUGCGUUUUGUCGUGUUAAUGUGAAGAUAAGUCCUCGAAUUUGUUUCAUUUGCCUAAGUUUUUGUGAAGAGCACGCUUCAACAUCAUCUCGACAAAUCAGACAGGAAGUGGUAUAUAUCUUUUCAUUUUUGGUUUGUGGGGGCAAAGAAAAUUUAGAGGAAUUUCGAAAAUAAGGUACAGAUAUUACACACUAGGAAAGUAAAAUUGGAAUUCAUCCUGAGAACACAAAAUCUUGAAAAGCAAGAAGCCAUUUAUGUGGGUGUUGUUUAUUUAUUCAUCUUCAUCUUUAAUCUCGUUCUCGUCAUCAUGAACUACAGAAGGAACUUCGUCCACAAGAAUGUUUUACCGAAGACCCGCUAUUGCUAACCGCAGACGAAAUAGUUUUGGAGAACUGCUCUUUUGUCUGACAACGACUAAAUGCAAAUCCGAUACAUGAGAGAUAUGAUUGCACCGUCCCGCCCUACCCUGCUCAUCCGCGUC